Messenger RNA from Musca domestica (house fly), 2253 nucleotides. Its product is annotated as zinc finger protein 658B-like. The record is from RefSeq and is a predicted model, not a curated record. Gene Ontology annotation, biological process: regulation of transcription by RNA polymerase II. The transcript is spliced from 2 exons. Gene Ontology annotation, molecular function: RNA polymerase II cis-regulatory region sequence-specific DNA binding; DNA-binding transcription factor activity; zinc ion binding. Gene Ontology annotation, cellular component: nucleus. The coding region runs from base 89 to 1684 and encodes 531 amino acids. NCBI's taxonomy places the organism in Eukaryota, Metazoa, Arthropoda, Insecta, Diptera, Muscidae.
CAGUCUAUCCUGCCUUUUUUAGAAGUUGUGAUCGUUAUUUAAUUUUGUUUUUAAGUUACUAAAUAGAAGACUUACUUCCGACUUGAAAAUGAAUAACACCACUAACAUUUAUAGCUGCACUUUUUGUGCCCAGAGAAGUAAAGCCGAUCCGACGAAACUAAAAUAUGAAAGUACUGAUAUUUCCAAAGGACAAAGGGUUAUAAUUGCAGAGAUGGUCAAGAUUUUUUGCAUAGAUAUUUUUCAAUUAUUUUUAGACGACAACUGGUCUAUAUGCGAUAAAUGUUUAACACAACUUAAAAGUUGUUUCGAAUUUGUGCAACAAAUAAAAGAAUCGGUAAUAUUGUUGAGAAAGACUAUUGAGGCAGAAGAAAAAUUUCAACACAGCACCACGACGAUAAUCCCCAAUGAAAUUACUGGCAAGAAACUAAAAACCAACAAACGUGAAAGGGCAAACGCGAGACCCAUUUUACCAAAAAUUUCAAACGCAACAGAAGCAACUCCAAAAAUUUGCAAAGCUGAAAAUAACACUCCUCGGGUGUAUAGAUGCUUGGAAUGUGAGCAAACUUUUAGUUCAUAUAAACACCUAAAAGCUCAUGAAAAGGAUUGCUGUAAUGAAACGAAAAUAUCAGGCGUUGCUAUUUGCAAAUUUUGUCAUUUAUGCUUUAAAUAUGACAAGACACUUGCAAAUCAUCAAAGUCUGCUGCACAACAAACUGCAAUUCUCCUGUUGCAUAUGUAAGGGUAAAUUUUUCGCUUCCAAAGGAUAUCUUACAAGACACAUACAUGAUGUACACAGCCAUACGCACCUUCAUUACUUCUGUGGAGAAUGUGAAGAAAUAACUUCAAUGUCCACCGCUGAACGUAUUAAAUCCCAUUUUGAUGAAUUUCAUUCAUCGAAGGCUGACAGUGCCAUACAACAUGAGGACCACGAAACACUGAAUGAAGAUGACAUGGAUUUAGAAAUGCAUGAGGAAUUUUUGGAUGAGUUUCUACUGGCUCAUACUAAUGAGAAUUCAUUCCAAUUUUCUGAAUGUUGGGAGGCUUUAGAUCUACAUCUACCCGAAAUGCUUCAUGACAAUCCUACAGACAAACAAAACAAUGGAAAACAUACUGAUGCAUUUUUUUGCCCCAAAUGUUUUGAGAGAUUUCACAAAAUGCCUAUACUGCUUCGGCAUUUGAUAGAAACCCACAAACUAUCUUUAUUAUUAUGCCAAUCAUGUAAAAAAACAUUUUCCACCAUUAGAGAUUACCAGCUGCAUAAAAGGACAAAGUGCAUUGAAAACACCGAGGCCGCAUUUAUACAUUGUCCAUACUGCACUAAGGAAUUCAACUCGACUUUCAACCUUAAACAGCAUAUUCGCAGUAUUCACACACAGUUUAAGAAACACAUUUGUCAAUUGUGCGAUAAACAGUUUGCAACAUUGGACCAUUUGAAAAAACAUGUCCUUAGUUUACAUCAAAAUGAACGUAAACAUGAGUGUCACCUCUGCUCAAAGCGUUUCACACAACUGUGUCACUUAAAACAGCAUUUGGCUAUUCACACGACAGGAAAAUCGAUUCAAUGUACACAAUGUUCAGAGAAAUUUUGGCGGAAUAUUGAUUUGAGGCGUCAUCAACAAAAACGCCAUAAUUUUCGUGAAGAAAUCUCAGCAUUAAAGAAAGGAACUGAGUUGGAGUCCAGCUGAUAUUUUUCACAAAAACCAUUCGGAUUUCACAAAAAAUAAACAUUUUAUUGUUAAUGUUAUCAAGUGGCUGAAUUUUUGAUUUGAGUUACUUGACGAGACAUUUAUUAACUGAGGCCUCGUUUUAAAUACCUUCAAUUUCCCACCCGAAAUUCUUCAUGGUAAUCUUACAAAGUCCCAAAACCAUAAAAAACGCACGCAUGAAUUUUUUAUAUCCAAAUACCUAUUUUGGAGGGUUUCACAAAAUGUAGACUUAGUUUUGUCAUUCGAUUAAAAACACUUUCCAAUUGUUUGAUAAACUGUUUUCGAAAGUAGACUAUGUGCAGAAUUAUGACCUCAGCCUACGUCAAAAUUAUUGCUAUGUUCGAUGUUGACGCAUUUUUUUACAUGACUGGAAAAUUGUUUCAAAAAAUUGGUCAAAAUAUAGAUAUGAGAAACCAAAAUCAAAAACACUACAAAAACUCUAAACCUCUCAAAUGGCUGUAUUUUCCGCUUGGAAUCACCUGACUAUGACUACUCAUGGUGAUACAAAAUGAAACACAUAUUAAAUAAAUUAUUUUAUUAUUAUCGUU